Molecule: messenger RNA, 2354 nt
Organism: Glossina fuscipes
Lineage: Eukaryota; Metazoa; Arthropoda; Insecta; Diptera; Glossinidae
Gene: Dic61B
Product: dynein intermediate chain 4, axonemal
Exons: 5
Coding region: 63-2354 (763 amino acids)
Biological process (GO): cilium movement
Cellular component (GO): axonemal dynein complex
Molecular function (GO): dynein heavy chain binding; dynein light chain binding
Source: RefSeq, a predicted model, not a curated record
AUCAUAUAUUUUGUGAUUUUUAUUUCGACUGAACAUUUUCGGAUUAAUCGACUUGUAGUAACAUGUCAAUGAGAGUUGGAAAGAUAUGUCAGAGCGAAAUGGCGAUUCAUAACCGGAAAGUAGUUCUUGGUACGAAUGAUGCCUCAUCAGAUGCGUCACGUAUUAGUUUAGGCUCAAGACAUUCGACGCGCUUUACAUUCCACGAGGUUUUGCAGCGUCAAAUAUUAAAGGCCCAAGAAAUGCGAGCACAAUUCCAUGUAUAUGAUUAUGUGUGUGGAGAGUCAAUGGAUGUUACACCGAAACCGAUUACGGUGACUCUUGAUAGGCGGCCUCAUCCUUUACUUGAAAGAAGAGCCCUGCAAAGAAUUGGCGACGACUCGGGAAGUUUUCGCAGUUUACGUAGCGGUACCAGUUCAUUAGUGCGCGGUAAAUCCGGUCGGGCAUUGGGAAUAAAAAUGUCCAUUGAUGAUAUUAUUAUUGGGAUUGGUAGUGAUCGUUUAUUUUUUCAAUUGCACGGCUCCACACUUUCACUUCCAUCGUUUAGUUCAGAUGAAUCUUCGUCGGAGACAGAUGACGCAACCGAUCUUAUAUCUCAGAUGACUAUCCAUCAAUUACCAUUUAUAAGCGUUCGCCUUACAAAGACACACUUAUUUCAACUCUAUAAUCAACUCAGCAUAACGGCAAUGAAAAACACGGACGAUGGCGAAGCAGUUGAAAAAGAUAAUAGAACCUAUGAUUAUUUGACUAUUGGCCGCGGAAGAGUGCGUCGCCGUUCAGAUGCCGAAUGUCAAACUUUGAUGACAUUAAAGAAAAGUCGUGACAUCAACACAACCACAGUCACAACGACCAAUACGGGUACGUUUGUAUCGUAUUAUGAAAUGUAUGAUACAUACGAGGUGUUGGAUAAAUUUCGUUCAUCGUGGGAAAUAAAGUACGAUUUUGACAAAAAUGAACGGAAUCGCAUACAAAAAUUGACAUUAGAAGAACAAUUCCCGGCCAUUAGUCGUCUACGAGCUUUUGAUUUAGCUACUAUGAUAGUUAUGCGCGUGUUGGCGGGUAACGAACAUGGAGAAGCACAGAAACGUUUCCGUAAAAUGAAUUGCGUUGACCGUAUGGUCAAGAAAAUCGAUUACAAUUACUCAUUGGACCCAUUAUUUGUGAUAUAUCCGUUUGCAACCGAUGUACGACGAGCGGUUUGUGAUAUUAGUUUUUGUUACAGUAAUAGUGAUAUUUUAGCUGUUGCUUAUGGAAUUUAUUCAUAUUCGGCAGCGAAAUUGCCUAAAACAGGAGUUGUGUGCGUAUGGAGCAUAAAGAAUCCCUGCGAUCCGGAACGUUAUUUUUACUAUGAUUAUCCGGUAGGGUCAGUUGAGUUUUCACCUUACAGAAGCACAUUGCUGGCCAUAGGUCUUUAUGAUGGUACGGUUCAAGUGCGGGAUCUAACAAGCGCUCAUGGUCCACUUGUGGCUGUAUCGGAACGCAGCACUUCACCUGGCGUAGAUCCUGUAUUGGCUAUUAAAUGGAUUCAACAACCUAAAUCCGAUGAGAGUCAUGAUAUCGAUCCGAUUCUAUCCUUAUCGCAAGACGGUUCAGUUACCAAAUUUAAUAUAAUUAAUAGCCCAUAUUUGGUCGGUUUCAAACAGGCUUUAUUGGAACGCGUUGAGGGUACGCCCGAAGGUAUACCGUUUAAGGAGCCACCAUCAGUUGAGCAUCAGGCUAAUCGACGGCCUCAAGGCCUAUGCAUUACAAAGCAUCCUUUAGAAAAGGAUAUUUUUUAUGUUUUAACGGACGAGGGAUGUUUGCACAAGUGCUCAACCAAUUAUCAAAAUUUAUAUUUAGAACUCGUGAAAACGCACGUAGGCGCUGUAAAUAGCAUGGACUUCUCACCGUGGUCCCCAAAAUUGUUCUUAACAUGCGGAAAUGAUUGGUGUAUACGCAUAUGGAUGGAUGGAAUUUUGACGCCGUUAAUUACUUUAAAAAAUUUAUUUGGACCCUAUCAAUGGGCCGCAUGGAGUCGUACACAUUCCACUAUCAUUAUUGGACUUAAUCGUAAGCAUCUUGAGAUAUGGGAUAUAAGACGUACAAUAUUAAAACCGAUGUCCACAUCGUUUUUAGAAAGCUCUUUUAAUACCACGGCCAAAUUUUCACUUGAUGGCUACUGCAUUGCCAUCGGCAAUGAGAAGGGAAACGUUCAUAUCUGUGCUUUUGACGGUAUGCCUUUUCCAUCAUAUUUUCAAUACGACACCUUAGAGAAAGCCAUACAUAAAGCACUCAUCUCCAAUAAUGAUCUUUUAAUUGAAUUGAAAAGUGUCGGAUAUUUCGGUUACCCGAACAAAGGAUUUGUUAUGCCUCCUUAA